Molecule: messenger RNA, 1037 nt
Organism: Pseudomassariella vexata
Lineage: Eukaryota; Fungi; Ascomycota; Sordariomycetes; Amphisphaeriales; Pseudomassariaceae
Exons: 1
Coding region: 52-609 (185 amino acids)
Source: RefSeq, a predicted model, not a curated record
CUCUGUUGUUCCCAAUUCUCCAGCUAACCCUCAAGUGGGUCCUCAUUCUCGAUGUCUAGAACAUUUGGUGCCUCUACCACGCGCAAGCGCCGUAGUGGUGUCGAACCGAUGUCGGGGGGCCAUAGCACACUCGAAAAUCUUCUCAUCGUAGCUAACAUGUUCGCCACUGGUGCAUUAGCUUCAUUAAUUGAAAAAGAGUGGUAUACGUACAGGGUGGAACGUAACUAUGUCCUCGUCACGGUCGUGGGAAUGCUGAUGUGCGUAACCUCCCUUGUGGACUUUAUUUUGAGCAGUUCGUUUCAGGAUACCAUGUUUAUUUGGGAUCUAUGGCUCUGCAUACGAAUGCUACUCGUCCGUUCUUAUAUCAAGCGACAUUGUCGCAUCGGCGUAGAUGGAGUUACUGGACUUGGACUGCUUCAAUGUUUAUCGUUAUGGCAAAGGCCGGAGAACCAGUCAAUGCGGGUCGAUAUACACCAACGUGUCCGCACUAUGGAAAUUACUCCGGUCCUAAGCCUGGAGAGGCAUCCAACGAGCACCUUGCAGCCUCGAGAAUUUCGCCCGCCGACUGCAUGCAGCUCGGCAAAACACAAGCGAAGCUUAAUGGGGUGAAGGACAAAGUCCCUUGGGGGGCUACUGUUAAUGUAGAAUCUGCUUUGAGAAAUCCGUCUCAGAUUUGCAUGCAAUGGCAUGAAAUGUCGCAAAUCCACUCUCGUAUCAGCUCACAAAGCCAGGACUCAGGGAUGGAUGUCUCGGGGAUUAGGAGCAAACAAAGCUUCAAAGCGGCGGUAGUCCAACAUGCUCUUCCAGCAUGGGUACGUUCCUCGGUAACAAAUAAGGCCUUUUAUUCCACGGACGGUGGGCUCGGCUGUCUUUGACUCUCGUCAAAAUCUACUGGCUGCAGGCCGCAUCAACUUUUGUUGGUUGCGUGGAAUGUACCAUCUUCAAUAUCUCGCCCCUCGGCCGUAAGCCCUAUCGACAUAGAAAACAUCGACACAAACAUUUACCGUAUUAGGAGCUAGUGUAAUAGCCAGUCAAGG